Molecule: messenger RNA, 978 nt
Organism: Pseudozyma hubeiensis SY62
Lineage: Eukaryota; Fungi; Basidiomycota; Ustilaginomycetes; Ustilaginales; Ustilaginaceae
Exons: 1
Coding region: 1-978 (325 amino acids)
Source: RefSeq, a predicted model, not a curated record
AUGCCGCUCAACACAACGAACUUCCUUGUGUCUCAAGGAUGGGAAGGCGUUGGAGUACCACUCGAUGGCAAAGCGGGCAAAGGUCUCAAGAAGCCCCUCGCCAUUACACAGAAGAAGACUCUCUCCGGAAUCGGAAAGGAUCGAGACCGCGCCGAUGAUUGGUGGAACAGCAUAUUCACAGCAGGCGCGAAAAGUCUCUCUAUCGGUCCAUCCCCUGCUUCGUCUGGGGCUUCGACUCCAACGCUCGACAAAUCCAAGGCAUCCCCUAGCAGAACAACAUGGAACAUGGGCGAAAGGUCCGCAGGCUCGACCACCAUGUCGCUGUCUUCCUUGGCCAAACGUGAACAUGCGAGAAAGACGCUCAUGAGCAACUUUGUUCGCGGCAAACCGAUCGUACCCGCAAUUGAGCCAGUUGAUCCACCAAAGACUUCGAGCUCUGCUUCUGCCAAGGUUAAAGGUGCAAAGGUGGUCGCAGCUGCCGAUGCUGAGGUCAACUCUGCGCUUGACGUUACACCUUCAGCAUUAUCACCGGCUUCCUCAUCGAAACCUGAAUCGAAAGCGAAGUCCAAGUCCAAGGACCGCGAAGUCGACGCCGAGAAACUCGCGCGAAAGUUGGCAAGGAAAGCUCUCCGCAAGCAGAGGAAGAAAGACACAUCAGACGAUGCCGAGACUUCAUCUUUGUCCUUGUCAAAGAAGGAAAGCAUAAGAGAGGUUCCUAGGGAGAAGAAGGAGAAGAAAGAAAAGGAAGAAAAGAAAGAAAAGAAAGGAAAGAAGAGCAAGGCGGACACUGCUGUCUCACCGGAAGCAAUAGAGACAGCCUCCUCGAGCAAGAAGCGGAAAAGGGAUAAGGAUGCGGAUGCUGAUAUCAAAACGAAGAAGAUAGUCAAGAAGGACAAGAAAGCUAAGAAAGACAAGAAAGAUAGGGCCGAAGGGAAAGAGAAAAGAGACAAGAAAGAAAAGAAGACGGACAAUCAUUAG